UUCAGUAGAUUUACCAAUGUAGUACUUUCUUAGUGUUCAUGCAAAUUAGACUCAAUAUAUAUUGGAUGAUAGCUUAUGUGUACUCUUUUCAAAUACAUAUGUUCAAUGGGUGUCCAGCUUCAAAUAUGGUCAAGAUAAGUUACACAAAAAAUAAAAGUUGGGUAGUUACUUAUGAAACACCCUUUAUAUGUUAAUAUAAGGAACGUGUUGAGGCAAUAGCAGAAAAUGUUGUCUCAUGAAUAAAAUGAUUGUUUUGAAGAGUUUUGUUAAACUUAAUGAUGACUUCAUUAAGAGUUGAUUUAAUAACGAUGCUGAUGCGGUUCUCACUGAUAAAUUCCUGUAUUAGCGUGGCAAGAUUUCACUUUUGAUUUUAAAGUUCAGAUUCAGGUCAACAUUAAAAACCAAGAUAAUGGAAAACAAGCGUGUAUAGAUCAAAUAAUAUUAUUACGACUCGUAUGACGCUCGAUCAGCGAUUAUUGGAGAAUGAAAUCAGGAUGACGGCAGAAAUACAUGCAUAGAAUCUGCCGUAUGCGUUCUGUCAAAGUUCCUAGAUUGAAAAGCGGAAAAAAUUGUAGAGAGAAUUACAUGAGAUAUAAAUGCGCAGCAUGCAUACUUCUUCUAGAGAAAUGCGACGAUAGAUUCAUUCAUAGAUAAUAACUAAUGAGUUAGUCAGAGAUAACUUUUGUGUACCCCGCAUACACGAUUUGCUGAAUAUAUGAUAUCUUUCAAAUAUAGACAUUACAGUUUUGUAAUUCGAGUAUUUGUUCUACCAGAAGGGAGUAAUCUAGGAAACUUAAAGGUUAAUUAAUUUAAAUUUUACGUCUUUCAAGUUAGAAACUUUCUAAUAAUCAGAAAAAUGCUGAAUUUCCUAAUGGUUUUCCCAUCAUUUCAGAACAUAAAAUCGAUCAAUUAGCGGAAAUAUCGGAUUUAACAAAAAUGGAUUGUUCUUCAAGUGAAAACGUUGAUAAUAUUAUUGAUAGUGGUGAUAUGUUAAGACUAAUUACAAAUGAAUUAAUAAAGAUUCUCAUGUUGGAUGAUGAUGAUGAAAAUAAAGAUAAAAUCGUUAAUGAUUUAUUAGAACAUGGUCGACAAUCAUUGACGAAUUAUGAAGAAGAUAUUAUUCCAGAGAUCUAUAAGGAACAAAUAAAUAGCAAUGAUAGUGAAUUAAUAAAAUCAUUAAAAAAGUAUUUUCAAUUAAAAUGGGAAAAACAAUAUGGUUUAUCUAAUGAAUGGUUUAUUUCAUUUCUUAAACAAUAUAAAAAUAAAAAACAUCCUGAUUUGUAUGAAUACGUUUUAACUCGUACAGCAGAACAUGGAAAUAAAUAUAUGAAAAAUUAUCCUAUAUUAUCAAUUGUUUUACAACUUCUAUUCGAGGAUAUUGAUGAUAAAUGUUUAAAAGAAAAAUGUGUAUUUGACGAUUUAUGGUUUUCAAUUACAAAUGAUGGUUUAAAAUCAAUUACAAAAUACUCUGAUUAUAUUAUUGCAGAAAUCAUGAACGAACAAAUAAAUAAAAAACAACCAGGAUUAUUCCAAGCAUUACGUGAAUUUUAUCGUCAAGAUCUAUUUCAGUUAUUUAAACAAAGUGAUAUUACAGAUAAUCAAAAUUUAUAUGAUUUGGUAUUAGAUAAUAUUGCGGAACAUGGUUGGAUAAAUGGCAUUAAAACAAUUCAGGAUAAAAUAACACCUAAAAGAUAUAAAAUAUUAUUAGAAAAUAUUGAUUUAUUUCUAAAACGACGAAGAGGUAAUUCAAAUUUGAAUUUGUCUUGUUUAUUAGAUUUUACUCGGAAUCAAAUAUAUCAUAGUUGA
Didymodactylos carnosus is the source of this 1806-nucleotide messenger RNA. The record is from the annotation of a GenBank genome assembly. NCBI's taxonomy places the organism in Eukaryota, Metazoa, Rotifera, Eurotatoria, Philodinida, Philodinidae.